CAAUUCCAUUCACUUACGGUCAUAUACCCACCCCAAACGGCAAACCAACAGAUGCUCAAGGCAUGACCACUGAUCAACUUCACGAACGGGACGUAUUCCCACGUCCGUCUCAUCACGACAUCCAGUCCACAUGGGAGAAACUCUUUUCUGACCCACUCAUAUCACUCACCAGACUUAAGUCUAGGUCGCUAGAUAAAGCUGGUUUAGGGCCAGCUGGGCCUGAUGGAGGUGUUAUCCUGCGAUCUGUUUAUUGGAGGUUCUAUCACAGUCUCCUACCACCUCCUACAUCCUUAGACCUCUUCCCGCAAGCCCUUGAAGCUUCACGCGAGUCUUACAAUGCUCUCAGACGACGAUACCUUAUCGCGCCUGAUGGCCGAUGGGCUUCAGACUGUUCCGGGUUCGAUGAAUCGCUCUCCCCUACCUCCCCAACCCAUCGUACUUCCCCUAGGAUAGCCUCUCCGGUCCAUGACUCUCCUUUACAACCCAGUGACGGCUGGGACCCGUUAUCGUUAUCAACAUCCUCACCUUGGAAAACUUGGUUCGCCCAUACCGAACUUCGAGCGACGAUCAGGCAAGAUGUCGAGCGUACAUUCCCUGACAUGCCGUAUUUCCAGCUCGAGAGGGUACAGAGGUGCAUGACAACGGCAUUAUUUAUCUUUGCUGUGCUCAAUCCGGAUGUGGGGUACAGACAAGGUAUGCACGAGCUCUUUGCUUGUUGUUUUAUGGCGGUGGAUAGAGAUUCUCUGAAGGUGGUAAACAAAGCCGACGGACAGCAGAAAGAGGCUAUGAUCAAGACUCUAGAUAGAAGAUAUGUGGAGCACGAUGCGUUUGAGCUGUUUUUGGCGAUCAUGAAGAACGCUAAGGCGUUUUACGAGUGGAGAGCAGAGGAAGGACCGAUUAGAUCUAGAACGGCUACUGCACCCCAAGCGCCUAUCAUCGUAAGAUGUAAUAAUUUGCAUACGUCUCUCUUGAGGCGAAUAGAUCCCCAGCUUUACGAACGUUUAGAGACCGAAGGGGUAGAGGCGCAAAUAUGGGCCAUUCGAUGGAUCCGACUCAUCUUCACCCGUGAAUUACCCUUCAAUGUCGCGAUGAGAUUAUGGGAUGGAAUCUUUGCUGAAGAUCCCGGGCUGCAAUUACUUGACCAUAUCUGUAUUGCAAUGCUCCUGCUCGUGCGAAAUGAGUUGAUCGACGCCGACUAUCCCUCUUUGCUCACCAACUUGCUUCAUUACCCGGCCCCAUCAUCCGCAUAUCCUUUUGAGCCUUUUUUGAUACUUGCCCAAGCUCUAUUCUUGCGAAGUGACACAUCGCCAGCUGCGGGGGUAGAGAUAGUCAUCCAGAAUCAAGACCUUUUAGACGUCAAAGCUGCCCCGAAAAAUCAAGAAAUGGACGUAAACGGCCCAAGAAGUCACAACUCCAGGUUUGCCGAUGGGAGGGGUAAUGGGCGCACAAUGUCAGGAACGGUGAAAGAGAGGUUACAGAAAGGUGGAAUGGGAGGUUUGGCCCAGGGGCUAUUUGAAAGAGCACAGGCAGCAGGGCUGGACAAGGCGUUUAUAUCUACUGUCAAUGACUUUAGGAAAAAUUUGCCAGACUCCACAACUGCAUACUCAUACCUUCCCAACCUUCCAUUCUCCCCAUCUCACUCCCCUGGACCACGUACAUCAAGUCCCUUUUCAGCCAUUCCUAACUCUGCCUCAGCUCUUCCCUCUCGGUCUUUCUUGUCUCAUUCACCCUCCACGACCAAUAGCAUUCCUCCUUCCCGCCCAGCUCUUCAGUCUCGCUCAUCCACUGAUAGCCACGCAUCUCAAAUAUCUGUGAAAACGAUCAAGGACGCAGAGCGAGAGAUGGCAGAGCUGCGAUUGGCCAUGCUGGGUAUGGGCAAAGCAAUGAGUGAGUGGUUGGACGUGUUGAAUAACCCAGAACAACACCUGGAAAAAAGUGAAAGGGAAAACGCAUGGAAGGGUCUGGAAAGAGUCAAGGAGACGUUGAUUGAUGCGGCAGGGAAAGAAGUGGAUGAGAUUGUCAAGGAGUGGGGAUGGCAUGAAGGGUUGGAAGCUUCGAGUAGCCGAUCAUCUACUCCAGCCCCGUCAAUCAUGGUCCCGCCUCUUGAAGCUCCAGUCACCGAGCCAGAGCCUAGUCCUGCGACAGUAGUCGCUGCUUCUGGACCAUCAAACAUAGAAUUCGAAGAAGCCACACCCACUCCACUCAGUGUUGCAGUCAUGCCCACAACUCCGCGGUUUCUCUCUGCCUCUCGGCACAGCGUAUCACCCGCAAGCCAAGAUAAUUCUUCAGCAACGUCCGGAGGAGAAAAGCGAUCAUUAACUCAAACGGUACGAGGGGACGGACCUAUUUCGGGUUUACCAAGGGUACCUCACACAGCUCCUAUCAACUCGGAAUCCACCAAGUAUCGACCGGAAGAGGCAGGGAGGCCUGCAUCAGCUGGCUUAGGUAUCAUCUCUGUCGACGAGGAAGAGCAUUCAAAAGAUCAGUUACCCGCCAACGUUGAUCCGCUCGCUGGUCUGGGCACAAAGGUGAGGAAUAGUCGGAGACAGGCAGGAGCUGGCGUAGAUCCGUUGUUGGGGAUGGAUAUCCAGUGACCCAGCAGGAUAGAGGAAGUCCGAUGAAGAUGAGCAUUUUGUAUCUAUCGUGAUGUAUCGUUUGCCUGCCUUUGUAAUCGGUAUGUAAGAACGGUGUAACUUUUCGUGGCUCAAAAGUAAUAUGCAUUAUAGUAUAAGAAGAUUAUGACAUAUCCCUUCAUACGACCUUUUCAAAAGAAGUCAUCCAUGUUAAAGUCCAUCCCCCCCUGCUGCACGUCCUGCUUCAGGUCCUUCAUCAAGUUUCCAAUCUUUCGCUCUGCCUUCGGUGACAAGCUUGGCUCCUUCUUCUCUUCUACAAUUGUCGUCGGUUCUUCCAUCUUGAUGUCUCCGUUCAGUAUCUUAGGAGGAGUAGUGACUUUGCCACCGUCAUUAACGGGAGGCGAUGAAACCCUUGAGCUUCCCCCACUCUCUGCUAGUACAUCCAUAUCCAUGAAUAGAGAGCCAUGAGGUCGUCCACUGGCGCUAGAAAGAAGGAACGAGGGGCGACGACGGUGCGAUGGAGUGAUAAAUGGUUCUUUUUUGAGGUCCGGGGCGACAGAUGCCAUGCUGGUAACUGUAGCCGGCGUAGGAGGGAUGCUUGAGAUGCGGCGAAAACGCACGGGGAAGAAGGGACGCUCGAAGGACCAUGAACGUAGAAGAUCGAGAGCGAGGUCGUGGCAACCUGCCAGUAACUAAUCAAUGAUGGUUCUUUCUAUUCAAACUAGACAGCUGAUACGUACCCAUGCGAAAGAA
Messenger RNA from Cryptococcus deneoformans JEC21, 3326 nucleotides. RefSeq lists its product as hypothetical. Gene Ontology annotation, biological process: activation of GTPase activity. The transcript has 7 exons. Gene Ontology annotation, molecular function: GTPase activator activity. Bases 63 to 2594 code for a protein of 843 amino acids. NCBI's taxonomy places the organism in Eukaryota, Fungi, Basidiomycota, Tremellomycetes, Tremellales, Cryptococcaceae. The record is from RefSeq and is a predicted model, not a curated record.